CAUUGUCUGAGGACGAUCAGCUGAAAUUGAUGAAGAUGUUAAAAGACAGAGGAAUGUCUACACAAUCUCAAGAUUCAUGUGGUAGGACACCAGCAGAACUAGCUUUUGUAUAUAAACGGUGGACGCUGUUCAAAUAUCUUCUAGAAACGGGAGUUCAGUUAAAUCCCUUCUCUAGAAAAGGAAACUCGUUUUUUCACGAGCUUGCUAGAAACUCCUCCGUUCCACAGGACUUCACAGAUAUGACACGUCACUCUCACUGACAUAGUUAUGGACAUUAAUCUACAAAACAGACUUGGAGAUACACCUGUCCAUGUGGCAGCUGACAAAGGCAAAUGGUACAUCGUAAAAACAUUUGUGGAGCAUGGCGCAGAUACCAACAUGCCUGAUAGAAAAGGAUUCUGUCUGCUUCAUAAACUUGCCAAGAAAAGAAGGAAAGCUUACUAUUUAGGGGACUCGACAUCUCCCUGUGUAUCCCGCUUAGAAGUGUUCAACACCCUGGUGGAGCACAAGGCAGAUGUCAACAUAAGAUGUCCAGAGAACAAAACCGCAUUACAAAUAGCAGCUUGCAAAGACGACUGGAAAACUGUGGGAGUACUUGUUAAAGUAGGCGCUGUUUGUGAACUCACACAGGCUGAGAAACAGUCAGCACUCGAAACUCUGCAUUGUUUAUCAUGGAAAGAUCUCGAAGACCACACUUUACAACGUUUAGUAGAAUGCAUCACAAACGAGGCUUCUUACACGAAGACAUCUUUAGAGAAAAAUAAACAUGAUGACCGAAGCACUGCUUUGCGAAGGUGUGUUGAAAACUCUAAAUGGAGGAUGGCAAAGGCUUUGGUGGAGUGUGGAGCUGAAGUGACAGACAAGAAGGACGACGAACCCCUCCUACAGAUCAUGGUUUCCACAUAUUCACCGAAUGAUCAUGCACCAUGGACUUCUUUACUUGACCUUUUACUUGCAAAGGGACUUGACAUAAACGCCGGACUGCAGGACGGAUGUUCGGUGCUUUUCCAUCGUGAGACCAUCGCCAGCCUAAUGAGUGAAGAUAAAGAUGCUCCUUGUUUGUGUGAAAUAUUGCUGGAGAGAGGAGCUGAUCUUCUGGUUGUCAACUCUGAUGGAUACACGCUACUGAGGGUAGUUUUAGACUUUAGUCAGCGGCAUACUCUGAAUGCUUUGAAGAAGCUUCUUCCCACCGGGGUGACGACUCAUCAGACGAGACUUACAAAAGCCGCACUGCCAUCCAGAAGAACUCUCUCUAAGAAAAUUGCAUCGCCAAUAGAAAUAUUGAUACAGGGACACAAUCUCUGCGCCGCCAGGUUGUUGAUUGAGUCAGGUUCAAGUUCAAAUGCAGAGAUAUUUCGCCUGAACACAGAAUACCAAGUGGAGCUGGCAGGACAGGCAGACACUGAUGACAAUGUUAAAGAGCUGCUUGAGGUGUUGAACAUGGCCGCAGUCAACCUCGCUCACUGA
Pomacea canaliculata is the source of this 1467-nucleotide messenger RNA. RefSeq names its product ankyrin-1-like. Bases 268 to 1467 code for a protein of 399 amino acids. The record is from RefSeq and is a predicted model, not a curated record. Gene Ontology annotation, molecular function: protein binding. NCBI's taxonomy places the organism in Eukaryota, Metazoa, Mollusca, Gastropoda, Architaenioglossa, Ampullariidae. The transcript has a single exon.